Durusdinium trenchii is the source of this 3045-nucleotide messenger RNA. Lineage: Eukaryota; Dinophyceae; Suessiales; Symbiodiniaceae. The record is from the annotation of a GenBank genome assembly.
AUGGAGAUCCUCAUCGCCCCCGGCGAGCCACUGGGACAGGCGCAGAAGGAUGAGAUCGCCAAGGCCUUCAAGUUCCUCGCGCUGAAGUCCGACGGUGCCCGGCACCGGCAGCGCGAAGGACUACCGAUGAAGGUCUCGCGGGCGCUGGUGCCGCAGCUGCUGCGCGGCUGCGGCCGCGCGGUGAGCGAGAAGCAGCUGUCCGAGCUCAUGGGCUCGGUGGAGGAGGAGGGCAUUCUGCUGGAGGACUUCUACCGCCUCUACGAAGCGGCUGCGCAGGAACCGCUCCCCGACGAGCAGCAGCUCCUCUCCGCGCUGCGGGCGUUGGACGUGACGCGGAGCGGCGUGUUGGACGUGAAGACCAUCCAGACCAUCUUGUGCACCAUGGGGGAUCGCUUGCCGCAGUCCACGGUGGAUGAGAUUUUGACAGGCCUUCCGAAGGACGGCCUUGGGCGCGUGAGCUGCCAACGCUUGGUGCGGAAGCUCCUCAAGGGACCCGACCAGAUGCCGCACAUCGGUUGGUGUUAUGGAAAAGGCUUUGGAGCUGCCAAGAGACCACAAGACAUUGAUCAGAAAGCUUUGUCCUUGCACGCGGAUUGGGUCACCGCCGCCACCACUGGGCAAGGUCGCCGGCCAGCGAUGCCGGUGAACCAGACGGAGGAUGGAGGACGGAUGCGGCGCCACAGCAAGCGAGGGGCCGCCAUGGCCAUCCAGCAAGGCUCGGAUUGUCUAUGCGUGCUGCCGCCCCAGAGCAAUGUCCGUUUGGUCAUGUCCAUCGUGGGGCUCCUGGCGAUUACCUGGGACGUGGUUUUUAUCCCGGUGCAAGCCUUCGAGAGCGUGUCUCCGACCUUCCAAGAGGUCUUGCAGGUCGCGACGAUCCUGGUUUUUGGCUAUUGGAUCUUGGACUUUGUUCUUCAGUUCUUCAGUGCUCCAGACAACACCAACAACGCAAUGGACCUGAGGCUUAAAAAUGUGGCGCUGCUCUACGCGAGGAGCGGCUGGAUGUUCUUAGACUUGCUACUACUAGGCUUGGACAUCGGCCUCUUCUCGGCGGAGAUCCACAUCCGGAACCGCACCACCACCACGGGGCUCAACUCGGUGCGCCUCAUCCGGGUGCUGCGCCUGUUGAGGUUCUUCCGAUUGCUUCGACUGAGCCGCGUGCAAAAGACCUUGGUCUCGAUCCUCACGCGGUUCACCUCGGUGUACUUUUGGAUGGCCAUGCAGAUGAUGAAGGGCAUCGUCAUCAUCCUGGUGAUCAACCACUACGUCACGAUCGGUUGGUUGGUCUUGGGCGUGUACUACCCGGGUCACACCUGGUUGGAGGAGUUCCAGCUCGCGGACAAAGGCUUCUCCGAACAGUAUGUGUAUUCCUUCCACUGGGCCAUCGCACAGUCCCUUGGCUGCGACCUUCGACUCGGGGGUCCUUGUUUGGUGGAGCGGCCGAGCCGAGUCCAUGGUCUUUUGUCGCUGCUGUUGGUGAUGGGGCCCGGCUCAAAGCGGCGAAGAGACUUAUCUAGAGGCAUGAUGUCGGCGCCUGUCAGCAUGUGCUUUGGGGCUCUGGUGCUUUCCUUCGUGAUUUUCCUGCAGGGUUGUAACCAUCCUUCAAAGCCUGAGAGUACAGUAGCAAAGUAUAUUGGUGCCCAGUGCAACGUUUUGACCGGAGACUCCUGCAAUCCGGUGCAACUACCACUAUACGCUGGUGAGGACUACAAUCCACUUGGCCUAUUCAAUGUGACAGAUGAAGAAGUGAAAACAGACUACAUUGAGCACCGAGACGAGGGUACACGGGUGACUUUCUCGCAGAGCGUCUCUGAUAUUUCCACCCGGGAUGCGUGGGAUUUUGGUUUGUCCGGCCCACUUCCGCAACUGGGGCGCAUCUUCUCAGCUGGGGCAAAGUACCGCAGCUUGGCGCAGCAGAUGAGUGCGCACAGCUCUUCGAACUACUAUGCUGAGAGCUCUAGUAGGUACAUUGUAUACACAAAGCACUUGUCCCAGGAUGCCGGAGCACGCUUGGCAGAGUCCUUUCGCAAUGCAGUGAAGAAGCUUCCUGAAAAGCCCCGGAGUGAAGAGGACUUCACUCAAUGGUUCCUCUUCUUUGAAACCUAUGGCACGCACUACGUGAAGAGUGUGGCCUAUGGAGGGGAAAUGCGGCUUUCAGUCUUUUUCAAGUCUGAUGUUGAGAAGGAUGAGAACGUGAAGAAAUCCAAUUGGGAGUUCUAUUUGAGGGCUCUUUGGAAACGCCUGGCUGGAAUUAAGGUCUCGUUUGGUCAUGAACACAGCCAGCAGGAAUUCGACUCAUUCUCGCAGUACACCUUUCAACAGAAGUUCUAUGCCAUCGGUGGGGACGCGAGCAGCCACAAUUACACCCAAUGGCUGGCAAGCGUGAAGAAGAGCCCGGCACCCAUCAAGACAGAGUUGAAAUCCAUUGCGGAUUUCUUGCCGACCUCCAUUGAGUUGUUGAAGAUUUUGAACAGAUACUUUGAAACUUGUCCCAAUUCCGAGCUUGGGGUGUGCAACGGCUAUGGCCAGUGCAACUUCCAGGAGCGGAUCUGUGAAUGCAAUGCCGACACUGCGUACCAGGAGGAAGAUGGGAACUGCUACCCCAAGUGUCAGAACAACUGCAGUGGACACGGGCAAUGCGUGAAAGGCAUUUGCCAAUGCGACUUCAAGAAGGAGUAUAACAUGGGCUUUUGGUCACCUCCAGGCAAAGGCGCUUGCUCUGAGCCUUGUGGGCAGAAGGUCUAUGAUGUUGGCACCAACAGUGCUUUGUGUUGCCCAAGCCAACCAGGAUGCCUGUUCAUGGCAGUGCAAGACGAAGCUCCAGAUUGCUUUUGCCAAAAGAUGAUUCCAUUGGAUCAUGUGCAGGGCCAUGGAGAAAUCCAUGAUUUCUUUGUUGCUCCUACCACCUACUCAUGCAUGACCAAUGCCCAGCUUUGUUGGGGCAUUACAUGCCCCGUGUACCGGAAGGUCACUUGCAGUCAUGGCUCUGGGGUCGCAUGCCCCAACACGCCGAUGAAUGAAGCCUAUUCAUCGCAAGUGAUCAUUUGA